AUGACUGAGAAAUCACCAAAAGAUAUUGAGAAUUUUGCAUUUGAAUUCGGAAAGCAUUGCCAAGAAUUUAACAAGCAUGAAUACUACAAGAAAUUCAUCGAAGAACUCUUAAAAGAUCUAACAAAAGAUUUUUCGAGAGAACAAUACCAAGAACUUCAACAAUAUGUUGAAAAAAUAGUUGCUGCUCGUGCUAGAGAGGAGAAAAAUGGAGAAACAAACUCUGCAUUUUCUAAUAAAAAUGGUCCUUCUGAAAAUGAAAACAAUUCAGAAUCUGGACCAGACGCAGAUAUGGACUUCAUGUAA
Messenger RNA from Trichomonas vaginalis G3, 303 nucleotides. Its product is annotated as eukaryotic translation initiation factor 3 like domains domain-containing protein. The record is from RefSeq and is a predicted model, not a curated record. NCBI's taxonomy places the organism in Eukaryota, Parabasalia, Trichomonadida, Trichomonadidae. Bases 1 to 303 code for a protein of 100 amino acids. Gene Ontology annotation, cellular component: eukaryotic translation initiation factor 3 complex; cytoplasm. The transcript has a single exon. Gene Ontology annotation, molecular function: translation initiation factor activity.